Oryzias latipes (Japanese medaka) is the source of this 10572-nucleotide messenger RNA. It is a transcript of the gene sdk2a, whose product is annotated as sidekick cell adhesion molecule 2a. The record is from RefSeq and is a predicted model, not a curated record. Gene Ontology annotation, molecular function: protein binding. Lineage: Eukaryota; Metazoa; Chordata; Actinopteri; Beloniformes; Adrianichthyidae. Gene Ontology annotation, biological process: cell-cell adhesion.
CGCGCUGCCUCACUGAUGUCUGUGAUUCACAAAAUUAGAGAUGGAGAAAAGAAAAGAGGAAUAACUAUCUGGAUGUCAAAUUAGAGAUUUUGUUUUACCAAAAAUCUGCAGUUUUUCUUCUUCCAGCACCUGGUGGAGGAAACACCUGAGGGAAUCAGAGUUUUCUUUAAGCCUGGAUCAUGUGGGAGUUCAUGUUGUUCGAGGAGAGUCCCGUUGGGGAUGCUGAGAAUUGUCUCCUUGUUUCACUCAAAGUUGGGAGAAAACAAUCAUCUUGACAUCACCUCAGCCUGUGCUUGAUCAUAAAUAUUGCUCCAUCACCUUUCUGUGACAGCUUCACACUUAUUUAAAGCAGAGAAGAGAGGAUGAUGUCAACUCUCCAUCUCCUGCGCUUGACAGCCGAGCAAAUUCAAUUGGACUGACUCCGCCUCGCGCGCACGGGACCUGUCCAAAGGUUCCUCAUACCGCAGCGCGCCCGUCUGCAUGGCCGGUGCGCUCUAGCGGAGUCUCUCCCUCCGGUCACUCACCCCCAUCAUCAGUGAGAGGAGGUCUGACGCACAGGACCAGCGGCAGCAGCGGCAGCCAGGACUCUUCCCGGCAGUGUUUGGCCAGCAGCGAGCAACAUGUCCCCUGCGUGGAGACGGGGAAUCCGCACCUGGGGCUCCACGGAACCACGGUGGACCAUGCGCGGAGCCGGGCUGGUCGGACAGGUGCGGGUGUCCUGUUGGAUUCUGCUCUUGUCGACUUGUAUGCCCAGCACUCAGACUCAAGAUGACGUCCCCCCUUAUUUUAAGAUGGAGCCCCCCCAGACGCAGGUCCAUCUGGAGGGAAACCGCCUGGUCCUCACCUGCAUGGCUGAAGGCAGCUGGCCCCUGGAAUUCAAAUGGAUCUACAACGGCACCGAGCUGACACGUUUCUCAUUGGAAUACAGGUACCUGAUCCCCUCGUUGGACAAAUUGCAUGCCGGCCACUACCGCUGCAUUGUGAGGAACCGAGUUGGUGCUAUAAUGCAGUGCAGCACAGAAGUGCAGGUUGCCUAUAUGAAUGGUUUUGUGGAGGGGGAGAGGUCUCAAACAGUGUCCCAAGGCGAAGGCGCUCUCAUCCACACGCCACGCAUACACAGCUUCCCCAAGCCCCAGAUCACCUGGUUCAGAGAUGGACGCAAGAUUCCCUCGAGCAGUCGCAUUGCCAUCACUCUGGACAACACGCUGGUCAUUCUGUCCACCGUGGCCCCAGAUGCAGGACGCUACUACGCCCAGGCAGUGAACGACAAGAAUGGAGAGAAUAAAACCAGUCAGCCCAUCACUCUCACCGUGGAGAACGUGGGAGGGCCUGCAGACCCGAUCGCCCCCUCCAUUAUCAUCCCCCCGAAGAACACUAGUGUAACAGUGGGGAGAAACGAAGCCAUCAUGGAGUGUGUUGCCAACGCAAGACCUCUUGUCAAAAUGAGUAUAACUUGGAGGAAAGACGGAGUUGCGGUCAGCACAGGUAUUCGAGAUUUUGGCCGCAGGCUGGUCAUCAGUCUGCCUGCAGUCAGGGACAGUGGCUACUAUGAGUGUGAGGCAUCUCUGCGCAGCAGUAGCGUCCCCUCAGUCACUGCGGGGGCCUAUCUUCAUGUUCUUGAAUAUCCUCUCUUCAUAAAAGAGCCACCAAGUCACAUCACGGCAGAAAUGGAGAAGGUGGUGGAUAUCCCUUGUCAGGCACGAGGAACGCCACAGCCAGAAAUAGUGUGGUAUAAAGACGCAGUGCCCAUCAGCCCGGUAAAGAUUCCCCGGUACAGGGUGCUGGUGGGAGGCAGCCUGCAGAUCAACGGCCUCUUGCCAGAUGACACGGGGAUGUUUCAGUGCUUUGCCCGCAAUCUUGCUGGAGAGAUCCAGACAAAUACCUACCUAGCUGUUACAAGUAUUGCUCCUAACAUCACGGCCGGCCCCUCUGACAGCGCUGUGAUUGACGGUAUGUCAGUCAUUCUGCAUUGUGAGACUGCAGGAGCCCCGCGGCCAGCCAUCACCUGGCAGAAAGGUGAACGAGUCUUGGCAAGCGGUUCAGUCCAGCAGCCCAGAUUCACCUUGUUGGAGUCUGGUAGCUUGCUCAUAAGCCCCUCCCACCUGUCUGAUGCUGGCACAUACACCUGCAUGGCCAGUAACUCCAGGGGCAUUGAUGAGGCUUCAGCCGAUCUGGUCGUGUGGGCUCGCACACGCAUCACUAAGCCGCCACAAGACCAGAGCGUCAUCAAGGGGACUAAAGCUGUCAUGACCUGUGGGGUGACCCAUGAUCCCAGUGUCACAGUGAGGCAUGUGUGGGAGAAGAGUGGCUCAGUGAUUGACGUGAACACAUCGCCUCGUCUGCGGCUGGAUCCCGACGGGACCCUACACAUCUCCCAGACGUGGUCGGGCGACAUUGGAACAUAUACCUGCAGGGUGACAUCGGUGGGCGGCAAUGAUUCCCGCAGUGCUCACCUCCGAGUCAGACAGCUGCCCCAUGCUCCAGAGAACCCCAUAGCAGUUCUAAGCACCAUAGAGAAGAGAGCCAUCAACCUCACAUGGGCUCAAGCAUUUGAUGGCAACAGUCCCUUGAUCCACUACAUCCUGGAGGUUUCAGAAAACAAUGCUCCUUGGACAGUCCUUCUAGCCAACAUUGAGCCUGAAUCGACCGGGGUCACAGUCAGCGGUCUCAUCCCAGCUCGUUCAUACCAGUUUCGCCUGUGUGCCGUCAAUGAUGUAGGCAGAGGCCAGUUCAGCAAAGAGACUGAUCGACUAACUCUCCCUGAGGAGCCCCCCAGUGCACCCCCCCAGACAGUCAUCGCGAGUGGCCGCACCAAUCAGUCCAUCAUGAUCCAAUGGCAGCCACCUCCAGAGAGCCACCAGAACGGCCCUCUCCAGGGCUACAUCAUCAGGUACUGUCUGUCAGGGCUUCCAGUCGACUGUCAGAUCAAAAACAUCACCAACCCUGACCAGACCAACCUGCUUCUGGAGGACCUCAUCAUCUGGACCAACUAUGAGAUUGAGGUGGGAGCCUACAAUGGAGCCGGCAGAGGCACCUACAGCCACAAGGUCACAGAGUGGACUCUCCAAGGGGUGCCCACUGUGCCACCAGGAAAUGUAAAAGCUGAAGCUGUCAACUCCACCACAGUGCGUUUUACCUGGAGUGCCCCAAGCCCCCAGUUUAUCAAUGGAAUCAACCAGGGAUACAAGCUUUUGGCGUGGGAACCUGGCCGCUCGAAUGAGGUCACGGUUGUCACGGUGCGGCCCAACUUCCAGGACAGUGUUCAUGUUGGUCACAUCUCUGGACUAAAGAAGUACACAGAGUACUUCACGUCUGUAUUAUGCUUCACAACGCCUGGAGAUGGGCCCCGCAGUCCACCUCAGCGCUUACGCACCCAUGAAGAUACCCCUGGUGCCGUGGGUCACCUCAGCUUCACAGACAUUCUGGACACGUCACUGAAAGUCAGCUGGAAGGAGCCCCAGGAGAAAAAUGGCAUUCUCACAGGUUUCCGCAUCUCCUGGGAGGAGUUUAACAGGACCAAUACCAGGGUGACCCAUUAUUUGCCCAACGUGACACAGGAGUACAAGGUGACAGGGCUCACUGCGCUUACUACCUACACUAUUCAGGUUGCAGCCAUGACCUCCAAAGGACAGGGUCAGCUAUCUGCUUCCACCAUAUCCUCAGGUGUUCCACCAGAGCUGCCUGGUCCUCCCACCAACUUAGGUAUUUCUAACAUCGGCCCCCGCUCCAUCACCCUGCAGUUCAAACCUGGCUAUGAUGGCAAAACCUCCAUUUCUCGCUGGCUGGUUGAAGCUCAAAUUGGCAUAAUUGGAGAGAAUGAAGAGUGGUUGGUGGUUCACCAGCUGGUUAAUGAACCUGAUGCACGGUCACUGGAGGUCCUGGAUUUAAACCCUUACACUUUCUACAGGUUCAGAAUGCGGCAGGUGAAUAUUGUAGGCUCCAGUCUGCCCAGCCAGCCCUCCAGGAAGAUCCAGACCCUGCAGGCCCCCCCAGACAUUUCCCCUGCAAAUGUCACUCUGCGCACUGCCAGUGAGACCAGCUUGUGGCUCCGCUGGGUGCCACUUCCAGAGUGGGAGUACAAUGGCAACCCAGAUCACGUUGGCUACCGCAUCCAGUACUGCAAAGCGGGAUCUAAAGGAGGAGUUCUCUUCCAUGUAAUCAUGGACCGGCUGGAGAGGGAGUUCACCAUAGAGGACUUGGAAGAGUGGACAGAGUAUGAGGUCCGUGUCCAGGCCGUCAAUGGAAUUGGCUCUGGACCCUGGAGCCAGGCAGUCCAUGGCAGGACCAGGGAGUCUGUGCCAUCCAGUGGUCCCACAAAUGUGUCAGCAUUUGCCACCACCUCCAGCAGCAUUCUGGUGCGCUGGGGGGAGGUCCCAGCGGCUGAUCGUAAUGGACUUAUUCUGGGCUAUAAGGUUGUGUAUAAGGAGAAGGACUCAGACAGUGCUCCCAGCUUCUGGGCAGUAGAGGGUAAUACCAGCCACAGCGUCCAGCUGACCAGUCUGGGGAAGUACAUCCUCUACGAGAUCCAGGUUCUCGCUUUUACUCGUAUAGGAGACGGAAAGACCAGCUUGCCGCCAAUUCUAGAAAGGACCCUGGAUGAUGUGCCAGGGCCUCCUGUCGGCAUCUUGUUCCCAGAAGUCAGAACCAACUCAGUGAGGUUGAUCUGGCAACCUCCUGCUCAGCCCAAUGGGAUUAUACUGGCAUAUCAGAUCAUCUUCCGGAGAAACUCCUCAAACAGCAACGCAGCUACUGUGGACGUGUUGAGCCCCAGCACGCGGCAGUACACUGCUACCGGACUGAAACCAGAAAUGGUUUAUGUGUUCCGUUUGACGGCUCAGACCCGGAAAGGCUGGGGGGAGGCUGCUGAGGCUUUAGUGGUCACAACUGAGAAGAGAGCUCGGCCCCAACCCUCAAGCCGCCCGACUGUACCUCAAGAGGAAGUGCAGGCUCGUCAGGUGUUGUUGUCAUGGGAACCAGGCAGCGACGGCCUGUCCCCCAUUCGAUACUACACAGUUCAGUAUAAAGAGCUGCCAGACGGCAAUUGGACGGUCCACUCUGCAUCCGUCAGCCACGAGUCACACUCCUACAUGGUGGACAGGUUGAAGCCCUUUACUUCUUAUCAGUUCAGAGUUAAAGCAACUAAUGAUAUUGGAGACAGCGAAUAUAGUGAGGAAAGUGAGGCCAUCACUACACUGCAGGAUGCUCCAGACAAAGCGCCAACAGUACUGUCUGUCACUCCUCACACCACCACGUCUGUGCUGAUGCGUUGGCAGCUUCCCUCUGAGGAGCACAUUAAUGGAGUCUUGUUGGGAUUCAGAGUCAGAUACCGGGAGUUACACUAUGACAGGCUGCGCAGUUUCAGCGUGCGCACAGUCAACAGUCCGGCUGCAAACUGGGCCGAUCUUUCAGCUCCUUACAGCAUCCGAAACUUGAGUGAAUCCACCCUGACUCAGUACGAAUUAGACAAUUUGAGUAAACACAAGCGAUACGAGAUCCGCCUAAGUGUGUACAACGCUGUGGGGGAGGGCCCUAGCAGUGCACCACAGGAGGUGUUUGUUGGGGAGGCUGUCCCAACAGCUCCUCCUCAAAAUGUGGUGGUGCAGUCUUCAACAGCCACUCAGCUGGAUGUCACAUGGGACCCACCUCCUCUAGAUGCUCAGAAUGGAGACAUACAGGGUUAUAAGAUCUAUUUCUGGGAAUUUCAGCUCCAGAAUGAGACGGAGCGCCUGCGUACUCUCUUCUUGCCAGAGCUCGGGGUGAAGCUUAAAAACCUGACUGGCUACACCACCUACAUGAUCAGUGUGGCAGCUUUCAAUGCUGCAGGGGAUGGGCCCCGUUCCCUGCCCACCAGAGGGCGCACUCAGCAAGCAGCGCCAAGUGCUCCGAGCUACAUCCACUUCAGUGAGCUCACCACCACGUCGGUCAAUGUGUCCUGGGGAGAGCCCAAACAGGCCAAUGGCAUCAUCGAAGGCUACCGGCUGGUUUACGAGCCCUGCACUCCAGUAGAUGAAUCCUCUCCUCGCACUCCAGGUGUCAGUAAGAUAGUGACUGUAGAUGUGAAGGGCAGCUCUCCUCUGUGGAUGAAGAUCAAAGACCUGGCGGAUGGUGUCACCUACAACUUUCGCAUUAGAGCUAAAACGCUCACUUACGGACCUGAGGUGGAGGCCAACAUCACCACCGGGCCUGGAGAAGGAGCCCCAGGCCCACCAGGAGAGCCCUUUAUUUCUCGAUAUGGUGCUGCCCUUACGCUUCAUUGGACAAGUGGUGAUCAAGGCCGGGCACCCAUCACACGAUACGUCAUAGAGGCAAGACCUUCUGAUGAAGGAUUAUGGGAUAUUCUCAUCAAAGACAUUCCCAAAGAGGUGACAUCCUACACACUUAAUCUGGAUAUGCUACGUGAAGGAGUCACCUAUGACUUCAGAGUAAUUGCUGUCAACGAUUAUGGAUACGGUUCUCCAAGCGCCCCCUCUCCCUCUAUAUCAGUUGCUGUCUUUUCAGCUCAAAAGGUGUCCCCAUUCUAUGAGGAGUGGUGGUUCUUGGUUGUUAUUGCCCUGGUUGGCCUCAUCUUCAUCCUUCUUCUGGUUUUCAUUCUCAUCAUCCGAGGCCAGAGUAAAAAGUACACCAAGAAAACAGACGCAGUGUCAUCCUCAUACCCGUGGUCAGGUAACAGCUCCAACUGCACGGCACUGCCUUUGACCCAUGGGGAGAUGGUGCGUCUGGAUGAAGGUCGCUUCCCAGCCUUGGAGCUCAACAACAGACGGCUUUCUGUUAAAAACUCCUUCUGCCGUAAAAACGGCAUCUAUACACGGUCUCCUCCGAGACCCAGCCCCGGAAGUUUGCAUUACUCAGAUGAAGAUGUCAGCACCAAGUAUAACGACCUGAUCCCUGCAGAAAGCAGCAGUCUGACUGAAAAACCCUCAGAGAUAUCUGACUCUCAGGGCAGCGACAGCGAAUAUGAGAUGGAUCAAAGUCGGCAGAAGACCCACUCCUUUGUCAACCACUACAUCAGUGACCCCACCUAUUACAACUCCUGGCGGAGGCAGCAGAAGGGCGUCUCUCGACCGCCUGCAUAUGGCUACUCCCAGCCCGAGCCCCUGGUGGAGCAGGAGUCCAGACAGCACCCACCACCCGUACCCCCUCUGCCCCCUCUCCUCCCACAGAGCGCCCCAUCUCCACAGCCCCAAGGCCAAGGCCAGGGCACUCUGUUCAGGCCUAAAGGAAGCCGGACUCCUACCCCCUCCCUGCUGUCCUCUGACCCCCCCAGCCAGCACAGCAGCCUCUAUCGGCCCCCCAGCAGCCUGGGCUGUGCCGCUCAGGCACCUACCGCGGGCUUCUCCUCCUUUGUUUGACACACAUCUCUCUUUCCAAUAACAGCUGGACCGUGAGAGCAAGUCUUUAGUUCUGUUGUUGGAUGAUUUGUAUUUGCUCUUCUUUUUUUUUUUUAUAAAUUAUUAUUUUUUGUUUCUGUCUUACCGACAGAGUUAUGGCUGAAUAUUUAGCAUUUGCUGGCAUCAUAAAUAGCGCUUUCUCCUCUGUGAAGAGUGUACAUGUAUGACUGUGUUUAGCGCAUAUGGUUGAUCAAUCUAUGUACUAUUUUAUGGAAAGACAAUCAUUUGGAAAAAAAAAGUUUCUUGUGGUGAUGCUGCGAACAAUUUUUGGAAGGAUCAACCAUGUAAACAAGGACGAACGAAAAGUUUAAAAAAAAAGAAAACUCUUUUGUUCAUCAUAAGAGCUUUAUGAAAAAAGAAAAAAAAACACUUUAGAUCAAACGACGAACUGAAAGUCAGGAACGGACUCUGAUUUAAAGAGGCGCCAGCGUUCUGGGCUGCUUUCAACUUUCCCACUCUGCCUACUCAUUGUUGGAGCUGCAGUAUGUGUUUACUAUAUGUACCUGUCUCAUAUUGUUUACCAGAUAUUUAUAUCAGUCAGCUUCAAGCUCAACAUUUUCCAGAGAUCACUAGUGAAGAUGUUAUGAAUCACAUUAAACCACCUUUAUAGUAUUCUGAGAAUGUUGAUUUUUGUGCUUGUGCUCAUGUCAGUAAAUAUGCAAAUUUCAUUAGCAGCAUGUCUUUGCUUUAAUUUCAUUCAAAUGAUGGACCAAAUGCACAAUUUUUCUUUGAUGAAAUGCUGUGUGCUCACCUUAAAACCACAAAAAUGUUGGGAAUUGAUGUUCAAGGCAUACAAAGAAAGCUUUGUUAGGUCAUUGCACAGGACUUGUGAACUUUUAAAAGAUGAUUUUAGCAACAAAAACCAAAAGAAAAGCUGUACUAUUUUUAGUUUUUUUUUUUCUAUGUCUAAGUUUAUCUACUUUUAACAAACAGUGGAAUAAGUUCUCUGUGUUAACUCAUCACCAAGGAUUGUCAUAUGUGUCUGUGUUCGGCGUGUUGAUUUGCAACAAUUAUUUAUUUCAUUUUGAAAGUGUUGUUUGUGCUUGAAGGGAAAAUCAAUCAUGCAGUAUUUCAUGUUUUUACAACAAGAGUGAGCAUCAUGUUUAUUUACAGAAGCUGAAUGAGACCAAUGCUGGAGAGGACCUACAAGAUAAUAGACAAAAAAACGUCAAAGUAUAUAAUAAAUGUAAACAUGUAUACACUUUACAAUAAAGGAAACAGUUUGGACCUUUUCACAGCAGCUCCCCAAAAAUAUAUUAUUAAUUUCCAAUAAGUCUUUGUUUCUCAUUAGAACAUUUCAGAAAAAUAUUUGAGGGAAUUAGUGGUAAAAAUUUUUAGAAAAUCCAUAAUCUGAAGUCUGAAAGAAUUAUAAGAGCAUCGCAAAAUUUGAAUGAACAAAGGUCUUAUAAAAAAUAAAACCCAUAUCAGGCAGGCUAUGGUUUGACAGAACAAUCCUCCGUAGACCUUUUUUGCUUGGUCGAGCAAUAUGCAUUUCUGACACUUGAUCCCAGACUGCAGGGAUGACCUGGUUUUCCUAGCUUUUGGAAUUUAAAAAAAGCCUGAUCUGACGCAUGCAUGCUGAAAAUCAGUUGAGUGUUGGGCAGGUGCAGAGAUAAUCUCCUUAUCUCAGGCCAGAAAACAUUGAUUUUAGUCAAAGCAAAGAGGAACCAUGCUGAUUGUGUUAAGAUGAAGGCAGACGGCUCAAGGAAAAAGGGUGCAAUCCUGCAAAUGGAAUGUCUUUAUUUAGGCACUAAUGAAUGUUGAAAGACGAAGAAUGAAUGAAGAAGUUGGUGAAUUCCCAAAAUGAUCAUGAUGUUUAGAUUGAAGCAAACACUGGGACUUCUCACUAACAAGAUUUAUUUCAGUGAUUUAAAGGUUCUCUUCUUUUUGUAAAGUAUCUGUGCUACAUUGCUACAACCCACAAACUCUACAAGCUGAAUUUUUACAACUAAGUAUAACAUUUGCUUUAUGGGAAUUGUAAUAAUUGUAUGAUAUUUUUUCACUGUCAGUUACAGUUUGUUUUCUCUGUAAGCCUCAGUUUUUUGUUGCAGUUUUUGGGAAACAUGAAGAUCUUCAGCUAAUUCACAUGCAAACACAGAGAAAUAGAGGCAGCUUCACAUCAACAAAUCUGUAACACUUUUACAUCUCAGUUCAGCAUCUUCUUCUCAUGGGAUUGAUUUAACAUGUCCUCAUUCUGACUGUCUGUUUUUUUCCUCUUCUUUUUUUUCUUUAGAACACAUCAGAGAACAUUUGCAGUGCAGCUAACUCGUCUUGACUGGUGACUCUAAAAUUAGGGCACAACAGUGAUGCAUGAGACAUACAGAAAUCUAAAAAUGGCACUUUUAAAACAUUUUAUUGCAGAAAUAUGUUUGCCUGAAUAUAUAACUUCAUGGUAUUAUGCUGAUAAAUUAUCUAACCGCAGAAGCAUAGUGAAGACAGAGAAGAUAAACAAAUGUGCUCUUUUGUCCAAUGCUGCCCAGUAAUGAAGAGGGAAAAACAUGAUUUUCUGUAAAAAGAAAGCUUUGAGAACAUCAAACAGAAAAACUAACAAGUAUGUGAAAUAAUUGGCAGCUAAUUAAAACAUUUGUGAAGUUUCAGAAAAGUUAGGCAACUAUAAAGCAAAUUAAAUUACUUUAAAAAACAAGCUUAUCGAAGAGGUUUCAAGUUUGGAAUCUGUGUGAUUUUUAUAUUACCAGAAAAAGUUGUUCCUUCAGUAUUUUUUGUACUUUACAUUCCCACAAACAAUGUUGUCUAAUAUUGUUAUUUUUACCAUAAAGUUCAUAUGUUCAGAUUGCAUAACAGAGUGGGGCCAGGAUCUGCAAUUUCCUGCUUCUUACAAUUUUAAUAACAAUUGUAUGGGAAGACAGAUCAUGAUCCUCCAAGAACAUUCAAUAUUACUUUGGACUGUAUGUCAGCUCCUUGAGAAAAGGGUUGUGCAUUUAGGGUACGGGAAUGUCAAAAAGAAGAUUUUGAAAGUAUCUAGAGCCUGAACAAAAGGCCACUGCAGUCAAAUUCUCAUCAUGAAGAGAAAUAUUCUCCCAUCAGCUGGUGGAACGGAGAAUCCGGGAACAACGCCAGAGGGAGGAAAUGACUUGUGAGUUCCUUGUCAAGCAGUUCAUGGAAAAGCAGAGGGGUUGAGGAACCAUGUGGAUUGAAAGGAGUUGCAUGACAAAAAAAAAAAAAA